Messenger RNA from Chrysoperla carnea, 4749 nucleotides. RefSeq names its product another transcription unit protein (gene Atu). Gene Ontology annotation, molecular function: RNA polymerase II C-terminal domain phosphoserine binding. Gene Ontology annotation, biological process: positive regulation of transcription elongation by RNA polymerase II; transcription elongation by RNA polymerase II. NCBI's taxonomy places the organism in Eukaryota, Metazoa, Arthropoda, Insecta, Neuroptera, Chrysopidae. Gene Ontology annotation, cellular component: Cdc73/Paf1 complex; nucleus. The record is from RefSeq and is a predicted model, not a curated record. The transcript has 8 exons. Bases 121 to 2454 code for a protein of 777 amino acids.
CAAUACGCAUGUGUUACAAAACGGUUAAAGAAUCUGUAAAUAAAUUUUUAUUUUAAAAGGUUAUGUUCAGUUAUAGUACAGAGUUAUUUUUUUAUUAAUGUUUUAAACAUUAAUGCAAAAAUGUCCUCGAAUUCUGAUUCAGAUUCGAGCCGUAGUGCUUCACCGUCAGGAGUAGGAUCUGUACCUGCUAAUGGUUUAGAUCGUGAUUCUAGAUCAGUAUCACCACCACAAACUGAUCGAUCUCGAUCUCGAUCCGGAUCACCAGAGGGCUCACAACAUUCAGGAUCAAGAUCACAAAGUGCUAAUUCUAAUCACAGUCAAUCAGGUUCAGGCUCUGCUUCACCAACAUCUCAAAGAUCUAGAUCUCGAUCUCGUAGUAGAUCUGUAUCCAGAAGUGCAUCACCAAAUUCAAAGCAACAACGAUCUCGAUCACCAUCCGGUUCAAACAAAUCCAGAUCACCUUCUGCUGAAUCAAAUGGCCAGCCUUCUGAUAAAGAACGAUCAGCGAGUCCUCAAAAUCGGGCUAGUGCAUCACCGGCUUCACAAACUUCACACAGAUCUAGACAAUCUCAAAAAUCAGCUGCGUCUCGUCGAUCCGAAUCAGGUGAUACACAAAGAUCAGGAUCUGUAGCUACACAUCGAUCAGGAUCUAGAACAUCACAACGAUCAGUAUCUAGAGGGUCAAGGAGAUCAAGAUCUAGAGCAUCACAAAGAUCAGGAUCUAGAGCAUCCCAAAGAUCAGGAUCUAGAGUGUCACACCGAUCUGGCUCAAAAACUUCACAUCGUUCUGGGUCAAAAGGCUCUCAUCGAUCUGGCUCAAGAACUUCACAUCGAUCUGGAUCAAAAGUGUCAAAUAGAUCAGAUUCGAGAGGUUCUCAGAAAUCUGGUGGUUCACAAGCAUCUAAUCAAUCUGGAUCACAAAAAUCGAUUUCUUCCAAAGCUCGUUCUCGAUCGGGAUCCCGAGCUUCAAAUAGAUCUAGAUCAGCAGCAUCAAAUCGUUCUAGAUCUCAUCGUUCGGAUUCUAGAGCAUCUAAUCAUUCUGGGUCUCAUGCUUCGAAUCGUUCGGGAUCUAGAGCAACUCAACGAUCUGGAUCACGAGCUUCUGAGAGAUCUGGUUCAGUAGGCUCACACAGAAGUGGUUCACAUAAAUCAAGAUCGAGAUCUAGAUCUAGAUCAAAAUCACAAGUGAAUGAUGCCGUCGAAGUUGAUCGACAAUCUGUUGCUUCAAACGACUCUGAUGUAGGUGUUAAAAAAUCAGAUAAAGAUAAAAAGCGGAAGCUGAUUGAUUCUGACAGUGAACCCGAAGAAAGUGCUGAACCUUCUGCUACAGCAGAAGCAUUAUUUGGUGAUGCUGAUGAUAUUAGCAGUGAAGAAGAAAAAGGUGACGAUGAUAAACAGGAGUCAGAUAUUGAAAGAGAUCGUGUUCGUAGUCGAUCACGAUCACGAUCACAAGAACGGGAUGAUCGCAGUCGACGUGGAUCAGACGAUGAUGAAGAAAGAGAGAAACAUGAUGAUGAGGAACGCGAACCAGAACCAGAACCGGAACCUAUACCCGAAACACGUAUUGAUGUAGAAAUUCCGAAAAUUACAACGGACUUGGGCAAAGAUAUACACUUUGUAAAAUUGCCGAAUUUCUUAUCAGUUGAAACACGACCAUUCGAUCCUGAAACAUAUGAAGAUGAAAUUGACGAAGAAGAAACCUUGGACGAAGAAGGGCGUGCGAGAUUAAAGUUAAAAGUUGAAAAUACAAUUAGAUGGCGUGAGUUUUUAGACAAAGAAGGCAACAACGUAAGACAAUCAAAUGCUAGAUUUAUCAAAUGGUCUGACGGUAGCUUAAGUUUACAUUUAGGAUCCGAAAUAUUCGAUGUGUAUAAACAACCUUUACAGGGUGAUCAUAAUCAUUUAUUCAUACGACAAGGUACUGGUCUACAAGGUCAAGCUGUAUUCCGUACAAAAUUAACAUUCCGACCACAUUCAACAGAGAGUUUCACACAUCGUAAAAUGACGUUAUCGUUAGCGGAUCGUUCAACUAAAACUAGUGGUAUUAAAAUAUUAUCACAAGUUGGUAUUGAUCCAGAUCAAGAUCGCGCAACUUUAUUGAAAAAAGAAGAGGAGAAAUUACGUGCAACACCUCGAACGAAACCAACCCGAAGACGUGGAGAUAAAGAUACUCCACGUGUACAUGUGGGUGGAGCAGGCAGUGGACCUGGUAGUGGUGGUUUUAGAGAAGACGAUGCAAGUGACGAUGAAGGCGCAAUAUCAUUAAAUGCUAUUAAAAAUAAAUAUAAAUCAGGUUCAAAUCAAAAUAAAGGUGGUGGUGGUGGGGGAGCUGCCAUUUAUUCAUCUGAUGAUGAUGGCUCUGAUUUGGAUGCAGGUCGUGUUAAACGUAUUGAUAAAGCCAAAGUAUUAAAAAGUAUUGGAUCUGAUGAUGAGAGUUCACAAGCAAGUGAUUAAAUUUAAAUUAUCCUCCACCAGUACCAGUACCACCAGUACAGUAUCAAAUCAAUCAAAUCAAUUAUUAACAGGACAACGUACAAAAUAUAUUGUUUUAGGUCUUAAAUACAAUUCAAAGACUUCAAUACUACACUUCCUAGGACCAGUCUAUAUUUUGGUAACUUAUUUGAUCAAUAUCUAAUGUUUGAGUAGCCGUUGGUCAUUGAUUUUUACACAUGCUAUUUUUAAACGCUCUUUCCUAACUAAGGAGAAUAAAAAAGUUUAUUUUCUAUGUAAAAAACAUUGAAAAACAAACUUGCAGUUGUAAUAUUGGAGAUCGGACUUUUUUAAAGUUUGUUGCCAUAAUAUACAUUAGCCCUAGACCUAUUAUGGGAAAAUAGUUUUUAGGCCAUCUAGCUGAAACUUUAGAUUCUAGUGAUCCUUCUUGAUAUAUAAAUAAAAAGUCCACUAGGCACAAAAUCUUAUAAACUCAGAUUUUUCAGAUAUGUCCAAACAUUAUCUGGCAUAAUAUUCGUCUAAAGAGAAGAAAGAAUCAAAAGACUCUUUUUUUUAAAAUAAAGAUCCGUCUUAUUUUCUUCAUAGAGCGUAAAAGAAAAGAGACGGAACUAAAUAUCGCACGUCUCUAUUUAUAGACUAUUAUUAUUUGUGUAAGUAAGUUACUGAACUGAAUAUAUUUGAAUUUAUUGACAUAUUAAAUGUUUUGUAAACAAAAUCUACAGCAUUAAUAAAUAUUAUUAUUAUUUGUUUUACUCUUCAAGUAAAAUACACACUUUUGGCUUUAAAAUGUCUUUCUUAUCUCCUAAAACAAUAAUUCAAUGAAAAGAUUAAAUUAAAAGCCAUCAAAUAAUUUUGACAUUGUGAAUAUUGUCAUUAGCAAUUUAUUCUUCCUUAAUGACGUUUCCUACGCAAUAUCUAGCAAAAACAGCUAAAUGUGCAGAUUUAGUGGCGUGAGUGCUGUCGUCAACGCAUAACGAUAUUAAAGGAGAUUAAAGGAGAAAAGUUAAUGUCAAUUUUUUGUUGAUCUGUUACAUUUCUGGUCAGGUUUAAGAUUCUAUCUUUUAUUGUGCUUUUAGAUAGAGGAGUAUCUUUGAUGCACUGAAUUAUCAUACCUUUUUUAUCGAAAUCAUCAAAAAUGAGGGCGCACAUGCUAAUCGGGCUUGCUUCAAAAAUUCUCUCGACAAGGAUUGCUUGCCAACAUAUUAAAUCAUAGGCGUCGACUGUUUCUGAAACUAUUUCUGACUUUCAUUGCACUUGCAAGUAAUUCCUUUUGCUCUGGUUCGCUCCUUAAAUUAACGGAUUUGUGAUUUAUUUCAAUGUUUGCUGUGAUUUGUUAGAUGCGUUUAAUUUUGAUUUGCCCGCUAGUCAAAGAGCGCUAAGGUCGAAGGGCUUUGCUUCUUCCUUAAAUCGUGUAACAAUUUUCUUUAUCUCUUCUAGUGUGGACAUUUUCGCUUCACCUUCCAUUUUGAUAAGUAUUAUACGAUUAUUGUAUUUAAAGUAACUAAACUCGUUUAAAUACUGGAAUUUUAUUUUUCUGUACCGGAACCAGCUUUCCAAACUGAACCUUGUCAAAUAACUAUGCAAAAAAAAGAAAGUAUUUUCAAGUGAAAUGAUAAGCUUUCGUAUGCUUUUAUUAAAUUGUUUGAAACGAAAUUUUUGCAACUUGCUAUACUCUUUCAAAUCUUAUUUAAAAAAAAAUAAGGAAUACUUUUUUAAUCACACUUUAAACCAAUGAGAGGGAUCCAGUUGCGUUCAUUUUUAGCGUUGAUGUAUCAAAUUUUUGAAAUUUCAAAUAGUUAAUGUGUUUCACAUCAAAUGGCUAGUUGCGCACAAAAAAACUUUUGCUCUAUUCGUAAAAAAGCUAUAAAAUUCAUCUGUAUUUUAAAAGAAAUGUUACUGAAAUUAGAAAACAACGUAUUUUGUGCGUUUAAGACAUAAUUAUGAGGGUAAAAAACCUGUACAGGGAAUAGAGAAUUUUCCCUUGCAUUAAAUUACAAGAUUUAUUUUCUUUUUUAAAUAGGUUCAGUAUGACUUUAAAAAUGCACAAAACCCCUACAAAUUUGGAAGGCGGAAGUGCUGCCAUUUUGAGAAAUACCGUUUCGGCCUAUGGGACAAUCCUACUAAGGAAGACUCUACCUAAGAAUUUUAAUUGGAACCUUUUUAUAGGCCACUUUAUAGACAUAUAAUAUUAUACAGAUGUACGGCUUCGCCAUAAUUAUGAUUGUUAAUUAUAGUAACACAUUGAAACUAAAUAUAGAAAAUUUAUUAAAAAAAAAGCACAACACGAUAAAGUACAAA